GUUGCCUGAAUGAAGACACGCCUACCCUGAGGAAUACAGCAGUAAGGAAGAGCAUACGUUAGUGAAUCCCGGUCGUUGUGCAGUUACAGUUGGAGCAGAUCACAAUCAGCUUCAAAAUGGCAAAUGCAGAUAAGGAGAUCUCCUACAGUGAUCUUAAGUCCCUCAUUGAGAAGGGUGAAGAACUUGUGAUUGUGGAUGUGCGUAGCAAAGCUGAAGUGGACAAAGGGCACAUCUCGGGGUCCAUCCAUAUUCCAGUGGAGAAUGUAGGUAGUGACUUGUCUCUGGAUCCAGAUGCGUUCAAAGAGAAAUUUGGCGUGCCCAAACCCCCAUUAGAUGCCCCAAAUCUGGUCUUCCACUGCCUGUUGGGUCGACGUGGAGAAGCUGCCACAGAGAAGGCCAGAAGCCUCGGCUUCCAAAAUGCCCGUAACUUUGCUGGAGGUUACAAGGAAUGGUCAGAGAGAGAAAGCAAAUGAUGCUGCUGCUCCAACACAUCAAGCACACUCCAGAUGUUUCAGUUAGAAUUAUUUUGUAGUUCUGGGACAGAGUGCCUUUUGAGGACUGCUAGGCCUGUAUGUGUUUAGCUGUCUGAGCUGUCUUUAAGUUGAAGUAUCUCAGGGUUUAUGCUAAAUGGGUCCAUUACAAAUUGUGUACAUUUAUUGCCUCAAUGCCAAGUUUUAAAUGUAUACAAUUGUUUUUAGUGCGUUAAAAACAUUAAGAAUAUGUAAAAAUAUAUUUAUACCAUUUUUACUCAACAGUUUAUGAACUAUUCCUUUUGUGAACAUGUGAAGCUUUGCUUGUUAUUUUUCUUAUCAAGUGCACAAAAAAUCCAUCACUUGGGUCAGCUGCUAGCUCCCCAGAUAGCAAGAGGAUAGCUGGCCACUGUUGGCUAGCUGAUGGCAAAGCUGGCAGCCCACUGGUUUUUUGCUCAGCGUUUUCCAGGCGGCCCACCGGUGGCUAACCCCUUAAAAUCCCAGGCUUAUUACAUACUAAGGCUUAUUAUUCAGUAACUACAGGGACUUCAAUGCAAACUGAUUGAGCUAUUGUUAGAUUAUAUAAGUGUGUACUAAAACUUUGGGCCUGCCGGUUGACCCUGGCCAUUUAAGGGGUUAAACAGAGUGUUAAAAUGCUACUUUAAAUCACUGGUUUUGCAUUCACAGUUCAAUUUACUUGUUCUUCCUUCAUUUGCUACUUUGGUUAUGCUUUGUAAAUUAGCAGCAUAAAUUUAAUAGCAGCAUCAAAAAUCUGUAUACAGCUGUAACCAAUCUAACACAGUGUCAGCAGUGUUUUGAGAAUUAAAAACUAAUCUGCAUGACAAUAAUCUGGUUGGGCCAAAAGCGGAGUAACAGUAGCCAACAGUCAGUGUGGACCUUAUCAAGCUAGCAGACUGAUAUAUACUUGCUAUCUGAGUCACUUGAGAUGAAUCAUGGUGCUUGAAGCUCCCUAAAGGAUGGACAUUUACACUGACCUCUGUUGUUCUUUCAGGUAAGGUGCUGUUAUGUCGUGUUAAUAAUGUGUUAAUGUUCUAAUUUUCCUGUUUAAAAUGAAUUUGACCGCAAAGGUUUUUGAUGUUUGGGCGCCAGUUCAGUUGCACAUACAGGUGUGAAUAUUAGUCAUGAAGCAGCUGUUUUCACUUGUUUCUUGUACUCGUGUCACUCGAAACUAUUAAAAUGCUACCAUUCUA
Molecule: messenger RNA, 1681 nt
Organism: Colossoma macropomum (tambaqui)
Lineage: Eukaryota; Metazoa; Chordata; Actinopteri; Characiformes; Serrasalmidae
Product: thiosulfate:glutathione sulfurtransferase-like
Exons: 4
Coding region: 117-473 (118 amino acids)
Cellular component (GO): mitochondrion
Molecular function (GO): thiosulfate-cyanide sulfurtransferase activity
Source: RefSeq, a predicted model, not a curated record